Notodromas monacha is the source of this 362-nucleotide messenger RNA. The record is from the annotation of a GenBank genome assembly. Lineage: Eukaryota; Metazoa; Arthropoda; Ostracoda; Podocopida; Cyprididae.
ACAAUUCUAUGGAUAGUGCUGUGUUGUAUUUAAACCAUGGACAUUUGAUUUUUCCAGGCACUGGGAACUCUGGUCCAGAUGGAUCUUUCAAGCCAUCCUUCCUAACUGACCAGGAACUGAAGCAUUUGAUUUUGGAAGCGGCCGACGGGUUUUUGUUUGUCGUAGGCUGCGAGAAUGGGCGCCUAAUCUAUGUGUCAGACUCGGUCACCCCUGUGCUCCAUUACACCCAGGGCGAGAUGUUUGGGUCUUGCUUGUUUGAUUACCUGCACCCAGAGGAUGUGGAUAAGGUGCGAGAGCAGCUAUCUACGCAGGAGUCGGGGACUCCCGGCCGUGUCCUCGACCUCAAGACCGGCACUGUCAAG